AUGGCUUCCGAUACCUCCCAGUAUAAGCUUAACCACACUAUGAUCCGGGUCAAGGAUCCGAAGAAAUCUCUGGAAUUCUACAAGUUCCUCGGACUUAGCCAGAUCCAGUACAUGGAUUUCCCCGAAGCCAAGUUCUCCCUCUACUUCCUCGGCUACAACGGCGCCAACUCUUUGCAGGGUGGUGACCGACACUUCACGGACCGACAGGCCCAACUGGAACUCACCCACAACUACGGCACGGAGAACGACCCCAACUACAGCGUGGUGAACGGAAACACGGAACCCCACCGCGGUUUCGGGCACAUCGCCAUCUCCGUGGACAACAUCGAGUCGGCCUGCAAGAGAAUCGAGGAUGCCGGGUACCCAUUCCAGAAGAAGCUGACCGAGGGUCGGAUGCGAAACAUUGCUUUCGCUAAGGAUCCCGAUGGAUACUGGGUCGAGCUCAUCCGUCGCCACGACGAGGAUGUCGGCACUACCACCGACCCCGGCAACUACCGAUUCAACCACACCAUGCUCCGAGUCAAGUCCGCCGAGAGCAGUCUGAAGUUCUACCAGGAGGUCAUGGGCAUGACUCUGCUGCGGACUUCCGAGAACAAGGAGGCCGGCUUCAACCUGUACUUCUUGGGAUACCCCAAGCCCAACCCGCAGGUGCAGGAGAACGCCAAGAACCCGGUGGCCGAGUGGGAAGGUCUGCUCGAGUUGACCUGGAACUAUGGCACCGAGAACCAGGAGGGCCAGGUCUACCACAACGGUAACACCGAGCCCCAGGGAUUCGGACACAUCUGCGUGUCUGUCGACGAUCUCAACGCCGCCUGUGACCGGUUCGAGUCGCUGAACGUCAACUGGAAGAAGCGUUUGACAGACGGCCGCAUGAGAAAUGUGGCCUUCGUGCUGGAUCCCGACAACUACUGGGUUGAGGUGGUGCAGAACGAGGCGCUCAAGCGCACCAGCAACUGCUGGACGCUGCUGUGCCAUGCCAACUCCCUCCGUCUUUACACUGCAUACGAUUAUGUCGAUUGUGCGCUCUCUCGAUGUCGGUUGACCACGUAUCAAUUUUCGCUUUCGCUCCGUGAAUCCACUUUCACCGUCCAUCUUUCGCAACCUUCUCUUCUCUCUCACGGUCGGGGCGAAAUUUCACCAUUCCCCGCGGUCGCAGCUCUCCAGUCGUCCAAAUCAUGGAGUCAGACUCCAAGCCCAAAAGGGCUCCGCGUAAGCAUGUCACUACCGCUUGCGUUCCGUGUCGUGAGAUGCGACGGAGCGACUCCCCAUUGCCAUAACUGCGAGCGAAAAGGCAAGGAAUGCAAAUACCAACAUGGGGAUGACAAACGGAAAGUGUCACUGCGAGCGGCGACAGAGCUUUUUUCCGCCCGAAUCGACCAACUAUGUCAGUUUAUAUAUGACCACGGGCUAGAACCGCCUCCGAUGAACCCCGAGGAUGAGUCGGGUAUCAACCGAGUAUUGGAUACGCUUCAGAUUCCUCGAGGGUUGGCAAAACGCACGGAUUCUCAGAAUGCGCGCUCGCAAUCGGUCGUUACGCCGUCGCCGGCUCAAGAUACACCCGGGCCGUCUACGUUCGAUAGAAGGCUAGACUCGAUUGACAGCCUGGCAGGGAUUCCCUCCCCGGCGCAAAACGCAUUUCCUUCUGCGCAAACAAUUCUUUCCGCGGCCGAGAAAAUUCCGGAGACGAUAAACCCGCUCGCAGCCAAUUCUGGCUUGUCGAGCCACUAUCCGCCACCCAGUUGGGGGUUCACUCUACCCACAGCGGAGAGCCUCGACACUAUUUAUGCGAAUAUCAAUGGUGCGCCGAGUGGUUCGCAUGAGAACAGUCUCAGUCCCGACAGCUUCCAUUUGUCCCAGGAUAUGCAACAGCAACCGGGUGUGCUGCUGGGACAGACGUGGAACAACAGGGAUUAUGACUCGGACAGCGGGGAAGAAGACGAGGCCGAGAAGGAUGUUAUCGAGCAGAUCUCGAAUCGGAUCGGAACGUUGAAAAUUGCCGGGGAUGGCCAUUUGCGCUUCUACGGGGCCACCUCGAACUUGAAUUUGGUAGAUGUCUCGGCGACGCAGCAGCGUCAACGUCCGGACGCGCGCACUGUCCGUCACGACGGGCAGGACAUUUUGAACCACCUGCGCGUUGGACAGUCGGUGGAUCAAGCACUUGAGGAUCAUCUCGUGGAGCUGUAUUUUACAUGGCAGAACCCGAGCACUUAUGUCGUGGAUAAGGAGAUGUAUAUGAUUGCCAGGUCCAAGUGGCGGAACGAGCUUGAUGAUACGCCGUUCUACUCAGAGGUUCUUACCAAUGCAAUGUGCGCUAUUGGUAGUGCCUUCGAGGCGCGGUAUCACCCGACCUUUAUCACAUUUCCCAAGUCCCUAUCCGAAUUUUUUGCAGAUAGAGCUAAGGCUCUGCUUGAAAUUGAGCUGGACUCGCCGUGUGUCGCCACAGUACAAGCACUCGUCAUUUUAAGCUGUCAUGAAGGAUCAUCAAAUCGCGAUGCGCGCGGUUGGUUGUAUAGCGGAAUGUCCAUGAGGCUUGCCUUCGACCUUGGAUUGCACAUUGACAUGACGCCGUACGUCGAAAAGAGAGAAAUCAGCGCUUUUGAAGCCGAUGUACGGCGAAUAGCGUUCUGGGGGAGCUACACAGCAGAUCACUUCUGGGGCUUCUACCUAGGCCGACCGUUCCGGAUGAAUGCGGGAGAUAUCACCGUUCCGAAGCCUGCGUCGGGCCUGGGGAUAGGGAAAGAAAGCACCUGGUAUCCAUACGGACUACCUGGGGAUCUAGAACCUUCGAAGAAUGGGGUUAGGAACCCCAACGAACUUGUGAGCAGACAAUUCGCUAUUCUAUGGGAGAUAAUAUCUCCUGUUGGUCACAUUCUAUAUGGCUGUUCCGAUAUUGGUCGACACGACCUGCAAAGGUUAUGCCAUACGGUGACCGAUGACCUAUUCGCCUGGAAGGCCAACUUGCCUUCGACACUGGACAUCGACAUGGAUAAUGACACGACUCCAAAACUGCCCCAUCUUCUCAUGCUACAUAUGCAAUAUCAUCAAAUUGUCAUCUUCACUCAUCGGCCGUGGGUGUCGAAAAGUUACAUUCAGCCACGCAGUCCGCGCCAGGGACCUGGCUAUCAUCACGCUCGAAGAAUGUGCGUCGAGUCCGCCACCGCCAUCGCACGACUUCUUCAUCUCUAUGAAAAACACUACACCUUCCGUCGUAUGAACAACCAAGUUGUGGCCAUGAUCUUCAGUGCAGCUCUGAUGCUCCUCUACGUGACCAUCUCCAACUCGACGCCGUCAAGCCGAAGCAAUGGCGACAGUAGUAGCAGCAAUACAGGAAUGGUCGCAUAUCUCAACCUUUGCUUCCGGGCCCUAGACGAACUGGGCCAGUCCUUCGAGAACGCCAAACGCACGCGCGACUUCCUUGUCAGCCUUCAACGAAGAUGGCAAGCUCACAUGCGCCGUUCCGGUGCCAAGCGACAAGUCAGCCGGCGACCAUCGGCGCAGCAGCUGGCAGGCAGCAACUCAGAAGCGAAUACUUCCCGAAAGAAGAGCCGGAUUUCUGCACCAAGAGGGCAUGCCUCAUACCCAUUCCCGAUGCCAGUGAACUCACUACAGGCUCCUGGUCCACUACCGAACCAAGCCGAUCCACUUCGCGCUGCAGCACCGCUGGAUCCCAGCCGGCAGCUGGGUACUUGCCAACCGGGCGAAUUCGACUGGAUCCGCAAUUCCGAUCUGCAGCUACUCUCGGGCGCACUGGAAGAUCCCGGACUCGGUCAAUUGGGAGGCGCCAAUGCGUAUGGCGAUGACCCUGCAAUGCCCAGUCUAUCGGAUAUCGAGCCUUGGUGGGAUUCUCCACCCGGGAACGGGCUUGGAGGUGGUUCUUUAUAA
Molecule: messenger RNA, 3882 nt
Organism: Aspergillus affinis
Lineage: Eukaryota; Fungi; Ascomycota; Eurotiomycetes; Eurotiales; Aspergillaceae
Exons: 12
Coding region: 1-3882 (1293 amino acids)
Biological process (GO): regulation of DNA-templated transcription; DNA-templated transcription
Molecular function (GO): DNA-binding transcription factor activity, RNA polymerase II-specific; DNA binding; lactoylglutathione lyase activity
Source: RefSeq, a predicted model, not a curated record